UAAAGUCUUUAAUUCAUGCACAUGGUUCACGUUGUGACUCGUUCGCUCACACACAUGACAAAUCAUUCAUUGAUUGUGUCAUGGGUGGAGUUUUUCUGUGGGUGGGAUCUAUGUUUACUUUCUGUUUCAUUAGUUUUCAAAAGUGUAUAUAUCUAUUAACUCGGCUUUAUCAUGCUGUAAAUUAUUUCACACCGGACUGAGACAUGGAGGACACACUCCAUCAUAGUUUAAUGGAUUAUCUUUUAUGUUUGUUUGGAUUGCUUAUGUCUUUAGUGGAUAUAGGGCUGGACUGUUGGACUGUUGUAUCAUUUUAUCAGAAUGGGGCUUAUGUGUAUAUGGCUGUGCUGAUCUUUCUUCUGCUGGGGUCUUCGCUGUUAGUACAGGUGUUCAGCUGGAUCUGGUACUCUGAAGCACCAGACAACAUUCAGACUCAUGUGGAAAAAUUUGUUAACAAGCAUCAUUUACUCAAAGCAUUCCACUUCAUGCAGCUCGCCGUCUAUCUCAGAUAUGCCGGGCUGGUGGAGAUUUCAACACGCAGGUUUCUUCGGACUGAUCCAUUGCAAGAGGACGUUUCUCUAAACCUGAAUCAUGAUCUUUUUAUGCUUCGACUAAUAGAGGCUUUUGCUGAAAAUGCUCCACAACUUACCCUCAUGAUGUCGAUAAUCGCAACAAUGGGACAAGAACGAACACUUUUAACAGCUUUAAAAAUCUUUGGAUCAGCUUUUGCACUCACCUUGAGUGUUGUCACCUAUCACCGGAUCAUGCGUAAAUUUCUUCCUGAAAAACAAAAGCUGAAAUGGUCUUCAUCUGUUGUCUACUUCCUCUGGAACUUAUUGCUCAUCUUCACGCGUAUCACGGCUCUGGCACUCUUCGCUUCUGUAUAUCCUUGCUACAUUAUCGCCCACUUUCUGUCUGUGUGGAUGGUGCUUGUUUUGGUGGUCUGGGGUCAGAAAACAAAUUUCAUGGAUAGUACAUGUGGGGAAUGGCUGUACAGAGCUACUGUUGGACUUAUUUGGUAUUUCAGCUGGUUUAAUGUAGGAAGUGGAAGCACUAAAUUAAAGAACAUCAUCUAUUAUGCAGUAAUGGGUUUGGACACGAUGGCACUGCUGGGCUUCUGGUGCUGGAAGAUGGAGUAUGCUUGCACUUUCCCAUUUAGACCUUAUAUAAUGAUCAUUAUACUAGCAAGUUUGUAUGUUUUGGGAAUUCUUCUGAAAAUGUUAUACUACAAAAAGUUUCAUCCUAACUGUGAUGAAAAGAAAAUUGAGUUGCAUGAGUAUAAACCGGUCAUGCAGGCAGCAGCAUUGAAUGAGUGCAUAGAGACAGAUUCAGCUAAAUCUUCAGAUUUCACAAAACCUGUCACUGGAGCUCAGAAGAGAAUGAGGAUAAUGGCUUCUAAUUUCUAUUCCUAGUGUUCACUUUAACUUUCCAAAGACUUCUUGUCUUUUCUUUCACUAAUCCUGGAACGAUAAAUUAUUACAGUAUAAUUUAUAUUAAAUGUUUUUAUUAAAAAAUGUUUUGGUUUAAUGUGUUUUAUUUACAAAACAUAUGUUUGUCAAAUAAUUCAAAUAAGCAUUCCUAUAAAGUAGUUGCCUGUGCCCACCCAAAAUUUGUCUUGAAGAUAUCAUUAACAUUGCUAACAUCGUCUAAGGAAAACUAGAGAUUCUUGUUUAAUCUCGAAAAACAUGAAGUGAAUGAACCACAUACAAGGUUUUAUCCAGCUUUACAACUGUUUGUAUUUAAUUGUAUUUAAUUAUCAAACUAAGACUACUACUACUAAUAUCAGUAUGCAACAUGCUACUCAAAGUUGUAAACAUCGAAUUUAACUUAGACUUGAUACUCCCAAUUUUGAAAAUCAUCUUUAACUCGUUUGGGGCUGCAGUGCUGACAAGCCUCUCACAGGAGACCUUGUUCACACUGUCAGUCCAAAUCUGAUAAUUGGUGCAUAUCCGAUUAGAAUCCAAUCACAUUUAGAACGUGUGAACAGCCAAAAACCGCAUGAAAUCUGUUUUUGCCAAUCCGUUUAAGGCUAUGUCACACCGAGGGGCUGGCUGUCAAUAGGCUAAAGCCACGCCCCUCUUCAACUUCCACCUCGAGGAGGUCCCCAAAGCCAACCCAAUGACCAGACAACAACAAGGACAGGUAAGUAUAAAAAUAAUCUUUAUUGAUUUAUUAAAUAUUUAAAAUGUUCUUGGGAAAUGGGGAGGGGGGAAUUAAAACUAAUAUCCGUCUCUGCCCUCCAGGUGGGCCACGGACAGGGAACAAGGGGCAACGGAAUGUCCAGGACACUGAGGACCAGGGGGGCGUGGGACUCAGGCUCCAACCUGGUCUAGACUAUCCGUGGCGCGCUCCUUUGUCCUCCUGGAGGCAGAAUCAAAAGCAAAUGAGUGUUGUGGAUUCUUAUUUGGGCUGCGUACCUGGGUCUCCCUGGUGUGGGCUCUUCCUCGCACUUUCACAACUUUCGUCGGGUCACUCACUAUUUCCUCUAUCUCCUCCACAGGUAACAACUGGCGAAGAGACACAGUUAAUCGGAUGUGGAUGGUUCUCACCUCCUGGCUAGACACAGCGUACCGUAAGUACAGGUUUCUUCGAUCUCUCCUCAGGUUAUUCACUCUCU
Molecule: messenger RNA, 2614 nt
Organism: Misgurnus anguillicaudatus (oriental weatherfish)
Lineage: Eukaryota; Metazoa; Chordata; Actinopteri; Cypriniformes; Cobitidae
Source: RefSeq, a predicted model, not a curated record